This is a messenger RNA of Monomorium pharaonis (pharaoh ant), 2715 nucleotides long. It is a transcript of the gene l(2)gd1, whose product is annotated as coiled-coil and C2 domain-containing protein 1-like. Gene Ontology annotation, cellular component: nucleus. The coding region runs from base 188 to 2611 and encodes 807 amino acids. The record is from RefSeq and is a predicted model, not a curated record. NCBI's taxonomy places the organism in Eukaryota, Metazoa, Arthropoda, Insecta, Hymenoptera, Formicidae. Gene Ontology annotation, molecular function: RNA polymerase II cis-regulatory region sequence-specific DNA binding; DNA-binding transcription repressor activity, RNA polymerase II-specific. Gene Ontology annotation, biological process: regulation of transcription by RNA polymerase II. The transcript has 12 exons.
GCUUGCCCAUCGCAAUGCUCAGUCCAUUCUAUAUGUCGAUGGCUGCAUGUAGCUGCAUGAUUGAUAUGUGACGUGCGUCAAUACAUGAUACGAAAGUAUAUAGUAAUUGUGAAAUAUAUUCUAAUUCGUCUCAUUUCUGCCAAUAUUUUGCUAAAUAUUCAUAUUAUAUUAUAAUCGACAAAACAAAAUGUUUAGUAAGAAAAAAGAAUCGAGACAGUCUAGGCCAGUUGGUAGUUUAGAACAGUAUGGCAUUUUUGAAGUACCUGACCUAAAUAUUGAUAACAUUGAUGAUAUGAAGGAUGAUGAUAAUGAUGAAAGUUUAGAAGCUGAAUUAGCUGCUUUAGCAGCUGGCAAUGAUACAGGUUAUAAAAGCAGACGCAGUGCUGCGCACAAAACUACCACUAAUGUAAAUUUGGAUGAAAUGGUAACUGAUUGCACGAAAGAUAUAAAUUCUGAUGAAGAACCUUCUGAAGGAGAUGAUGAUCCUGCAUUAAUGAAAGAGUUACAAAUGCUCGCUGGAAAUGAAACUGUGACAGAAACGUUAGAAAUUCCAGAGUUAAUGGAAGAGAAAGAACAAGCAGAGCAUGAUGAAUCUGAAUCUACUGGGAUUGAAGAAGAAAACAAUUCUACGCAAGAAUUAGUCAAAUUAUUGCAAGAGAGGUUACAAAUUUAUGAGAUAGCUGAAGGAAGAGCGAAAGAGAAAAAUGAGACUGGUAAAGCCCGAAGAUACAAUAGAGGUAUAAAAAUAUUAAAGGGAAUGUUAAUUUCCAUACAAUCGGGUGGUAAUAUUAAUGAGGCUGACAUUCCUCCAGCUUUGCCUCCUUCAGCUAUCGCCGAAUCAACCAUCAGAAGUAUAGACAAGACACCAUCACCAAUGGAAGUUACUGAAGCAGUUGCAUCAUCGAGCGUUCCAAAUGUUGAUGAUAAUCCUUGUGAAUCAGCGACAAAUGUCUCAGUCGAUCAAGAAGCAUUGGAUAAGUUAAAAGAGCGACAACAAAAAUAUAAGACUGCAGCAGUUGCUUGGAAGAGAGCAAACAACAAAGAGCAAGCGUUAGAAUACGUGAAAACUGUAAAACAAUUUGAUAUAGUUAUUGCUGCAGUUGCUGCAGGGGAAAGGCUUGAUUUAUCAGAUAUGCCACCGACUCCAAUUUUACCUUCUCCAAAUGGUAGUACAAUACUGGCUGCAAAAAAAGAGAAUGAAAUUCAGCAGCAAGCUUCAGUUGAUCCAGCAAAAUGUGGUCCUGAGAAUAUUGAAGGUGCUCUUAAGGAGCGUCUCGAGAUAUACAGGAGAACAAAAGUAACUGCCGAGGAUGAGGGUAACAUAUCUAAAGCACGGAGAUACGGUAGAAUUUGCAAACAAUUUGAGGAUGCUAUUAAUUUAUACAUGCAAGGAAAGACAGUGCCGUUGGAUGAACUUCCUGUUCCGCCUGGUUUUCCACCGUUAAUUUCGAAUUCGCAAAAUAACGAUAUCGUCGCGCAACCUAUACCUGAAUCAUCUGAAAACGAUACACAAAAACCUGCACAAUCGAAAGCACCUGUUCCUCCUCCUAGAACAGGACAAAAACAGAAUCAGAGGAUCACAUCGCGUGCGGAAAAGCAAAUGAUGCAAUUGCAGCUACGACAACGCGAAUUAAAACAAGCCGCUCUGAAUGCAAAGAAAGAUGGAGACAUGGAUUUGGCACGUGAUUAUCUAAGACAAGCAAAAGGGAUACAACCUUUAAUUGAAGCUAGCAAAGCUGGCUUGCCUGUCGAUAUGACUUCGAUUCCAUUAUCGCCUCUUGAAAAAGUAGAACUUAGUAUAUCGCAGAAGGAUGAAAAUUUUGUACUAGUGUCUUCCGAAGAUUUCCUAGAAGGCAUGAAUGGGACAGACGAACAAAUUUAUGAAAAUCUUGAAACUCAAUUAAUUAAACAAAUUAAGUGGUGUUUAUCUACACGAGAUCACUCAAAAGCAUUAGGAGAUGUUUCUGGGUAUAAUAGAUGGGAACGGCUCGCAUUGAGUUACACGCGAGAUUUGGAUAUGCUGAGAGUUCGGAAACGUGAUUCAUUGCCACCACCGCAACAUCAUUACGAAAUGAAAACUUAUCAAAUAGUACAGAGUUGCACAGAUCUAAGUGAUAGCGACAUAGAAAUUUCUAUAAUUAGAGGAAUUAAUUAUUCUCGAGAAGCAGAUACAUAUGUAAUAUGUGAAUUUCCAUUUCCAUCGGAUAAUCAUCCUAUAGAAAGGACGUCGACGAUCAAAGAUUCUGCUAAUCCCGAAUACCAAGCUGUAUUCUUACUGAACGGUAUUAUAAAUCGCACCUCCAGGCAGUGUCAGAGAGCAUUCAAACGGCAUGCAUUAAAGUGUGAAAUUUGGGCGAAAGGAUGCUCGCUGAAUCCUAUCCUGUGUUGCACUCAUCCCAGGGGUUUUUUUCGAAGUGAUAGCCUACUUGGCACAGUAAUGGUCAAAUUACAACCUUUGGAAUCUCAAUGCACUCUACACGAUUCCUUUCCACUUAUGGACGGCAGAAAGACAAUUGGAGGAAAGCUGGAGUUAAAAGUCCGUCUCAGAAAUCCGAUUCUUUUUAAACAAAUUGAAAGUAUAACGGAUAAGUGGUUGAUUAUUGAUCAGUAAUUCAAUUUCCUACAAAAAUUUACAUUUAAAUUUAUAUUUGCUGUUGGUUGUAUUAUGAAGUAUUUGUAAACAGCACAGAAUAUAAAAUAUUUUUUAGUUAUAUA